UUUCCUAUAUUAAGGGACUUUCCCAGUGUUGCAACUCAGUAUUGACAAACGUGACUUGCAAAAUAUAUUUUGUUGCAAUGUCGUCUUACGUAUUUACAGAGAAUGAAAUAGAAGUUCUUCGCAAGCUUCUGCUAACGUGGUAUGCAGGUAAUAAACGAGAUCUACCAUGGCGACGCAUGGCAGAUAGUUGCACUACAUUAUCACAACAUGCAUAUGCAGUAUGGGUGUCGGAAGUUAUGCUACAACAAACCAGGGUGGCGACCGUGGUCGAGUAUUAUAACAGGUGGAUGCAAAAAUGGCCGGACAUUCAAAGUCUUUCCAACAGUACAGAGGAAGAAGUGAAUGAACUAUGGUCUGGGUUGGGAUAUUAUUCUCGUGGUAGAAGAAUGAGACAAGCAGCGAUCAAACUUGUUGGAGAGUAUGACGGGAAGUUUCCGGAAACUUCUGUGGAUUUGUUGAAAACAAUGCCUGGUGUUGGAAGGUACACAGCAUCAGCCAUUGCUUCAAUGGCAUUCAAGGAGGUUACCGGGGUAGUUGAUGGGAAUGUUGGUUCGGGGUGUUGUGUCGGCUUUCGAGCUAUUGGUGGUAACACAACAAAUAAAACUGUGAUCUCGCAUUUGUGGGAGCUUGCUAACAACAUUGUUGACCCUGCCUUCCCAGGAGAUUUUAACCAGGCGAUGAUGGAGUUAGGCGCAACUGUAUGUUUACCACUGAAUCCCAAAUGUUCUUCAUGUCCCGUUCAAUCUUUAUGUCAAGCAAAGGCUCAGGUCAAGAAAGCCUCAAUGGAAAACAAACAGGCCUGUUUAUUCAACAACUCUUAUAGUUCUGAAACUAAAACUAAAGAUGUUAAAGUUAAAUUGGAAAACAAGAUGGCUGCCGUGGUUGAUAUUGAGAGCUGUGAAGAUGUUUUAGCUUUGUCUGUAUCAGAACCUUGGCUGUUUGAGCUUGGAGUUACAAAUUAUCCAAGAAAACCAAAGAAAAAAGAACCAAGAGAAGAAAAACGGGCUGUAGUAGUUAUUCAAUUGAUUUUAACCAAGAAUGAAAAUAAACCUGGUGAUUGUGGAAGUGAUUUGGAUGACUCCAAAUGGUUGUUGGUUCAACGACCUAGUAAAGGACUUUUGGCAGGGUUAUGGGAUUUCCCUCAUAAACUAUUGACUGAAAAAUCUGAUUCUAAAAAGAAAAAUUGCAAGAAGAGAAAAAGGAUCAAAACUGUGUCCCAACAUGAUAAUGACAUGAAGUUAUUUUCAGAAGAACUUAUCAGUUUGUUUGACCAAGAUAGUUUAGAAAUUUCAAACCGCAAUCACAUUGGAGAAUUAGUUCACAUAUUCUCGCAUAUUAAACAAACCAAUUAUGUUGAGCAUAUACAGAUAUGUUAUAAUGAUACAAGCAACAUAACACCUCAAGUAAACUUGCCCAACCAAUACAAAUGGAUGUGCAGCAAGGAGUUCAAUGAAUGCGGCACUUCUAGCGCUGUCAGGAAAAUGUUUGCUUUGUGUUCUGACCGCACAAAACAUGAAGAGCCGAAACGCGGGAAAAAGAAAAAAUGCAAAACUGACUCAGUUAUAUCUGAUUACUUUAAGAAAAAAGUUUAAUUGAACUUUUAGAAUCUUCUUGUAAUAUUUUAUUCUGUAUGAAUGAGGUCCUUGUUGAGGAUCUGAAAUUAGACUCAAUUCAGCUUAUUUUUUACCUCAAUAUCCAGGUCUUUUAUUAGCUUUUAUAUGAUAAUUGACAAAUAUCAUUUGUACAAUAUUCAUUGAUUUCAUGCCUAUGUACAAAUCAUGUUCUACAGUGGUUUAAAACAAAAUUAAUCACCUUUUGCAUUUGUUUACUUUAGUUUACGAAUAAUCUUGCCAAGCUAACUUUUUCUACAGUGCGUUUCAUGUAAAUCUUUUGAUUAUAUUUUCA
This is a messenger RNA of Ciona intestinalis (vase tunicate), 1905 nucleotides long. The record is from RefSeq and is a predicted model, not a curated record. Lineage: Eukaryota; Metazoa; Chordata; Ascidiacea; Phlebobranchia; Cionidae.